Messenger RNA from Linum tenue, 1836 nucleotides. The record is from the annotation of a GenBank genome assembly. NCBI's taxonomy places the organism in Eukaryota, Viridiplantae, Streptophyta, Magnoliopsida, Malpighiales, Linaceae.
CUCCAAUCCAAUCUCAGGCAACGCAGGUAAAUAGACGGAACCCUAACCAGAGGGGCGCGAAUCCAUUAUCAAAUCACCUGGAAGCUCUCCGAUCAUCGGCGCAGCGCAGCUCCAUAGUCUCUGGGCGGAGCUCAGAGGUUCAAUAACGGAAACAAGGUCUUUCCCCAAUUCAAUUAAGAGAUGCCGCCGAAGCAGGCCUCAAAAGCCGACCUGGCGAAGAAGCAGAAGAUUGUAGAAGACAAGACAUUCGGGCUGAAAAACAAGAACAAGAGCAAAAAUGUUCAGAAAUACGUUCAGAGUCUCAAGCAAUCCGUGCAGCCGAAAGUUGACCCAAGCAAACUCGCUUCUAAGAAAAAGAAAGAGGAAGAAAAGGCCAAAGAGAAGGAGUUAAGCGAAUUGUUCAAGAUUGCUGUAAGCCAGCCCAAGGUUCCUCCUGGCGUUGAUCCAAAGUCUAUUUUGUGUGAGUUCUUCAAAGUGGGGCAGUGCACAAAGGGCUUCAAAUGCAAGUUCUCCCACGAUCUCAAUAUCCAAAGGAAAGGGGAAAAAAUUGAUAUCUACAGUGAUAAGCGUGAUGAAGGUUGUUUUGCUACAGAUACGAUGGACGAUUGGGAUCAAGAGACUCUGGAGAAGGUUGUAGCAUCAAAGAACAGCGAGUAUAAUCAGAACAAACCUACUGAUAUUGUAUGCAAACAUUUCCUGGAUGCUGUAGAGAAGAAACAAUAUGGAUGGUUUUGGGUCUGUCCAAAUGGUGGUAAAGAAUGCCAUUACCGCCAUGCUCUUCCUCCAGGGUAUAUCUUAAAAUCUCAAAUGAAGGCUCUACUUGAUGAAGAGUCCGAAAAGUUGCCCAUUGAGGAGGAAAUUGAGAAUCAGCGUGCUAAAGUUGCAACUACAACCCCCAUGACCCCCGACUUGUUCAUGCAAUGGAAAAAGAAGAAGAUGGAUGAAAGGGAUGCUAGUUUGGAUGCACUUAGAGCAGAGAGGGCUAAGAAUGAUCGGAUGAGUGGGCGUGAACUAUUUCUGUCUGAUGCAAGCUUGUUUGUGGAUGAUGCUGAGGCAUAUGACAAAUACCAAAGGGAUGAAGAGCCUGAUGUUACUACUACUCAGAGCAGCCAGAAUUCUGAAACUCAGGGGCCAAGCACUUCAGCACAAGCUGAUGGAGAUGAUGAUGAUGAUGUUCUUCUUGACGAUGAUGACGAUGAUGAGCUGGACCUAGAUGAACUCAAUGAGCUGGAAGCUAGCUUGGCGAAAACAUCGAUCAAAAUCCAAGAGCCGGGUGAUGCGAAAUGAAGCGAAAAAGGGUGGUAGGCCCUGCAGUCUGCAUUGCCUCUCCGAGAUGUUUAUUUUCUCUCUACCUUUUUUUUGCCUCAGUUCUGCAUUUUGGGUUUGAGAAUGUGAAGCGGUAAGGGCCAAUUUCAUUAUUAAUAGCUAUUGCGACAGACUAGAAAGAGUUCUGAAAAGUGAGUCCAUAGGCCAAGUACCAGAAUAACAUAAUGGUGGAGAUCCACAUCAGUGUUUAAUUAUGUGCGCUCUGUCUGCUUUGAAGUGUCGUGUCCGGUGGUUUAGUAAUUGAUGAGAGUGAUGGGUGGCGUACUUUUCAUUGGAGUUUCGGUGGUUUAGUACAUUAGUGCUACUUUUUGAGGGAGGCCGAGUUGUUCCUAAAAUGCGUCAAGUGGUGUUGAGUUUAGUGGCAAUCGUAAACGUGUUUGAUGACUUUAGUUACCACAUUGUGUUUUUCAUCCCAACAAGGUCAUCGUUAUUACAGAUUGCAGUAGUGGUUGGGCGUUGGGUGAGGGUUUAUAGACUUAUUUUCUAAUGUUCUUAUCUUUUUAUAUAUUA